This is a messenger RNA of Meloidogyne enterolobii, 2247 nucleotides long. Lineage: Eukaryota; Metazoa; Nematoda; Chromadorea; Rhabditida; Meloidogynidae. The record is from the annotation of a GenBank genome assembly.
AUGUUCAUUGUAUGUCUCCAAUGUUUUCCAAUCUCGAUAGUUCUCUUUGGUUUUCUAAAAAUUUGUUGUGAUACUUUGGAAGUUUAUAAUCUUCAUGCAUACGAUGUUCGCCUUUAUUUAACAUCUCUCGAUGAAUUUGAUAAAGAAAUAAAAAAUGUGGAAAGGAAAGGAGAUGAAGAGGGUAAUGACGAUAAUUCUGCUGAACAACUUGAAGAGGAGCUUUGUGAUGAACAACGAUAUGCUGAUUUGUAUGCUGAUAUAAGACAAAAAGAGCUAGAUGAAGAAAACAAAAAUCGUAAACGUGCCGAAAUAGGAUAUCGUUACGAUCAACAACAGCCUUCACCUGCUGUAGAUGAGGAAGAAGAAGAAGAAGAUGAGCCUUAUGUAAAACCAAUUUCUUUGAAACUUCCUGUUGGAAUUGCAACGCCCGAUUCUGUCCGUCAAAAUUUAUUAAUUGAGCGUACUGCCCUCUUUGUAGUCGAGAAAGGUCCUCAAAUGGAAGUUGUAAUUAAAGCCAAACAGCGUCACAAAGCAGAGCAAUUUGGUUUUUUGGAUUUUGAUCAUCGUUUACAUCCUUUUUAUAAAUAUUUGUGUAAACAAAUUCGAGAGAAAAAAUAUGUGCCUGAAUUGAGGCAACCAACGAAGACGAAGAAAGAACCAGAAUCAAUUUCUUCCGAAAGUGAUGAUUCAAACUCCGAUUCAGAUGGUGGUUAUUUACAUCCACUUUUGUGUGGCGAUGCUAAUAAAAAAACAACGACAACAAAAUCAGACACUCCUUCAGAAUCUGGAUUUAUUGGACCAUCACAAAAACCAAAACAACAAGCUAAAAAGGCUGCUGAUUCGUUAAAUAGUGAUUUGGAUGUGCUUAUUCAAAAAUUUCAUCGUUCUGAUGAUCAAAGUUCAUCCUCAUCUUUAUAUUCUUCAUUAAUGAAAAGUUUGCAUUCUUUAAUUCCUGGGCAAUCUAAAGAAAAUGAAGAGUUGAAUAAAAGCAAUGAAAUUGAGAAGAAAGAAGAAAAAGAAGAGAAGAAAGUUGUAGCCGUAGUAGAAGAACAACCACCACCUUCCAAACCUCAACCACCAGAGAUUCUGUAUGAAACAGAUCAAAAUCGAAUAAAUGAUUAUAAUUUGUGGCAUUUGGAAUUUUAUGGACGUCAGAGUCCUUAUUUGCCUGGACCUCCACCUUUUCCUCUUACCCCUGCAACUGAUUCUGUUGUCGAAUCUGGAAUAGCUGUUGCUGCUAAAUAUGUAGCGUUUCAAGGAGCGGCUGCUGAACAAAAAUUGAUAGAACACAAUGGAGACAAAGUCCAUUUUCUGUCAGCUAGAAGUCCUUAUUAUACAUUUUAUCAAUCUAAAGUACGCCAACUUCAAUGGCAAAUAUAUCAACAACAACAGCAAUUCCAAAAUAAAUUAAAUAAAAAUUCUCAAUUAACACCUUCAGCUUCAACAAAAACAAAUACUCCAAUGUCUCAACAAUUAUUAAUUAAACAAAUAAUUAAAGCAGCAUCUUCAACAGAUCCAAUACCUACAGAAUUACCUGUUGGAAAUACUACAAAAAAUAAUGGUUAUAAAGAAGAGGAUGGAACAGACGGAGAUAAAAAACAAUUAGAACGUCGUGAAAAAGCUCGCCUCUUUAUGGAGAGAAUCUUAAACGAAAGAAUGGCAGAAAAACAUUUUGGAAAAAAACGUUUAAAAGACGGGAAUAAAUUGCCAGUAGAACCACCAGGAAUUAUUUCAUCCCCAAUAGUACUUUCUGAUACAACAAAAAAUGAAAAUGAGGAAGAAGAAAAUAAAACAGCAACAACAAUUUCACCAUUUAAUCUAUCAAAAACAAUAACUUCAAUGAUUGAUAUGCAUAUUAAAAAAACUUUUGGAGGAGAGGCUUCUUCUACUCCAACAAGAAGAACAGGAAGCGAUUAUGCCGAUAAUUCUCCUCGAGAUGAUUAUGAAGAUAUCCCAAAACGUAAUAAAAAAGAAAAACAUAAGGAAAAGCGAAAAAGAAAGAAAAGAAGGGAGAGAUCAACAACACCCUCAUUAUCCUCAAAACAUUCUAAUGACGGGUCAAAUUCUGAGGAAGAAAAAGAAAGGAAACGACGCAAACAUAAACGGCGUAGAGAAAGUCGUCAUCGAAAACAUCAUCACCGCUCUUCUCGUCACCGUUCAUACUCAUCAUCAUCUAGUCGUUCUCGUUCUCCCAAAUAUUCGAGGAAAAGUAAGGAGGAUAGAUAAACAAACUGACUUUUUUUUCUU